Salvelinus sp. IW2-2015 is the source of this 708-nucleotide messenger RNA. It is a transcript of the gene cyp21a2, whose product is annotated as cytochrome P450, family 21, subfamily A, polypeptide 2. Gene Ontology annotation, molecular function: steroid 17-alpha-monooxygenase activity; iron ion binding; heme binding. The record is from RefSeq and is a predicted model, not a curated record. Gene Ontology annotation, biological process: hormone biosynthetic process; progesterone metabolic process. NCBI's taxonomy places the organism in Eukaryota, Metazoa, Chordata, Actinopteri, Salmoniformes, Salmonidae.
GGGACAAGGAGAGUGAGACUUAAAGCCUGCAUAAUGACAGCGUAUGUGUCAGUGGUGAGUGUAGGUGCUGUGGUCAURCUUACACUGUUAUGGAUCCUGCUCAUCUACCGCCCUGGAAAAGGAGACAAAGUUACACAGGGAGAACCCAAUGGAUGUCAGUCAGCAGCUCCUCCAUCCCAAGCUGUUGGGUCUAGACUUCUGCACUCUUUCUAUCAGUUCUUUCCCCGUUCUCUCUCUCCCUCUCUCCCUGGCCCUCUCUCUCUCCCUCUGCUGGGCAACAUGCUGGAGCUGGCACACGACCACCUGCCCAGUCACCUGACCUCCCUGGCACGUCGCUAUGGCAACAUCUACCGCCUCAAGUGUGGCAACACCACCAUGGUGGUAUUAAACAGUGGUGACAUCAUCAGAGAAGCCUUGGUGAAGAAAUGGUCUGACUUUGCUGGGAGACCACAUUCUUACACCGUGGUGUCAGGGGGAGGCCGCUCCAUCUCUGGGGACUACAGUGAGAGUGGAUGGAGGGCCCAUCGCCGUCUGGCCCAUAAUGCACUGCAACGCUGCUCCCAGCAGUCGCUCCACAGGGUCAUCCAGAAACAGGCCCUCCACCUGAGACAAGUGCUGCUGGACUAUAACGGCAGAGCURCGSAUCUCUCGGAGGACUUCACUGUAGCAGCCAGUAACGUCAUCACCACACUGGCCUUUGGGAAAGAG